Molecule: messenger RNA, 1023 nt
Organism: Rotaria socialis
Lineage: Eukaryota; Metazoa; Rotifera; Eurotatoria; Philodinida; Philodinidae
Source: the annotation of a GenBank genome assembly
AUGUUCUUAACACAUUGGUUAUUGUUGGCGCUUUUUUGUGACACUUAUCCACAUGUAAAUGGUUGGGGACGUGUUGGUCACAGUAUAACUGUACGUCUUGCUCAAAGUCAACUGGUUGAUUCAGCACCAGAAUGGAUUCGAUCACUGACUCCUUGGCACUGGAAUGGAAAUUUAAGUGCCAUGUCUUCAUGGGCUGAUUCUAUACUCAGUGAAAAUAAUAAUCCUACUGGUUAUGCUAAUUGGCAAUGGUCUCGAAUAUUACACUACGUGAAUAUUCCUGAUUUGAGUUGUGACUAUCAACCAGAACGAGAUUGUAUUAAUGAUCAAUGUAUCCUUGGUGCCAUAAAAAACUACACGAAACGAUUAGUAACUGAACAUGAUCAUAUACAACAAGAAGAAGCAUUGUAUUUUCUUAUUCAUUUUUUGGGUGAUAUCCAUCAACCUUUACAUACAGGAUUUCGAGGUGAUCGUGGAGGCAACAGUGUUGUAGGAACUUUUAUGAAUGAAACGUCUCGAACGAAUCUCCAUUUUCUCUGGGAUGUAGGUUUAAUAGAGGUACGCUUAGAAAAAGAUUUUCAACAGAAUACUUCUCUUUAUUACGAUUAUAUUUAUCAAUUAAUGAUUAAUCAAACAUCACAGAUUGACGAUAAUUUGGAACAAUUGAAUGAACAAAAUAUAAAUUUAAUUUGUUCACAAAUCUAUUUCGAUGAAAACAAUGUCACCAUGAAUGCUUCAACUAAUUUUACUUUAGGAGAAAUUUAUUAUCAAAGAAAUAUACCAAUCGUUGAACAACGUCUUGUUGAUGGUGGUCGUCGACUUGGUGCGCUUCUUAAUCGGUUAGCAAAAACUCGUUCACAACAGCCAUCGGAUAAAAAACCGAAACUUUGUUCGGGUACCAUUGCUCUUAUAGUUAUACUAUGUUUAGAAGGUGUAUUGGCUAUUAUUGGAGGUGUUCUCAUAUGGCUUCGAUUUAAAAAUAAAUUAUCUACGACAUAUUCGAUUUCUGAGUUUUCCAAGACUUGA